Dryobates pubescens (Downy woodpecker) is the source of this 2525-nucleotide messenger RNA. RefSeq names its product RAD54 homolog B (gene RAD54B). Gene Ontology annotation, biological process: reciprocal meiotic recombination; double-strand break repair via homologous recombination. Lineage: Eukaryota; Metazoa; Chordata; Aves; Piciformes; Picidae. Gene Ontology annotation, cellular component: nucleus. Gene Ontology annotation, molecular function: ATP-dependent chromatin remodeler activity; DNA translocase activity; ATP binding. The record is from RefSeq and is a predicted model, not a curated record. The transcript is spliced from 12 exons. Bases 166 to 2433 code for a protein of 755 amino acids.
UUGCCCACAUCAGGGGCAGCAAAGGAAGAAGCAGCCCAGGGGGAACCUGGCUGCCCUGUGAAAUAUUUCAGUGUUGUGUGGUGUAAGGCAUCAAAGAAGAAGCACAAGAAGUGGGAAGGUGAUGCUGUUCUCAUUGCAAAAGGAAAGUCAGUAAUCCUGAAAGACAUGGAAGGCAAAGACAUUGGAAGAGGUUCAGGCUAUAAAUCUAAGGAGCUGGAGAGUCUCGAAGAAGGCCAAACACUGAUGGUUGGAGGAAAAGAAAUCGAAGUGAUGGGUGUGAUUUCAGCAGAUGACUUCAGCAGUGGCAGAUGUUUCCAAGCUGGAAUAGGGACUCAUGACACAGUCCCAGCUGCUCUCUCUCAAGCCAAUCUGAAAUCAUUCUGUAAACCAUUCAAAGCUGUCUGUCAAGCCAGCACUAAAGAGAAUAUCCUCAAAGGUCCUCAAAGCUGCAAACCUCGCCACGAUCCCAGCGCUUCAAAUUCCCUGGUGAUGCCCAAACCAAGUGCCAGCCAUCAGUGGAUGUUCAACAAGGCUGGGCUGCCUGUGGUGGAUGUGGUUGUGGAUCCUUACAUCGCAAAUAACCUCCGACCUCACCAGAGGGAAGGAAUUCUCUUUCUCUAUGAAUGUGUGAUGGGAAUGAGAGUGAGUGGCAGAUUUGGAGCCAUUCUUGCUGAUGAAAUGGGCUUAGGCAAAACCUUGCAGUGCAUCGCUCUGGUCUGGACCCUGCUGCGCCAGGGGCCCUACGGCUGCAGACCUGUGCUCAAGAGAGCUCUAAUUGUCACCCCUGGGAGCCUGGUGAAGAACUGGAGAAAGGAAUUUCAGAAGUGGUUGGGAAGUGAAAGGAUCAAAGUCUUCACAGUUGAUCAGGACCAUAAAGUAGAAGAAUUCCUCAGCUCCCCACUCUAUUCUGUUCUGAUCAUCAGCUAUGAGAUGCUGCUGAGAUGCUUGGACCAGGUGCAGGCUGUGGAGUUCAGCCUCCUCAUCUGUGAUGAAGGCCAUCGCCUGAAAAACAGCUCCAUUAAGACCACCACAGCCCUCACUGCUCUGUCCUGUGAGAGGAGAAUUCUCCUCACUGGUACUCCAAUCCAAAAUGACCUGCAAGAAUUUUAUGCAUUAAUAGAAUUUGUGAAUCCAGGAAUACUUGGUUCUCUAUCCACCUACAGAAAGGUAUAUGAGGAGCCAAUUGUCAAGUCCAGAGAACCUUCAGCAACAGAGGAGGAGAAGGAGCUAGGAGAAAAAAGAGCAGCAGAGCUCACACGCCUCACUGGACUCUUUAUUCUGAGGAGAACACAGGAGGUUAUCAACCAGUUCCUGCCCCCCAAAAAGGAGAGCAUCAUCUUCUGCCUACCUACAGCACUGCAGCUGCAGUUGUAUCGAAAACUGCUUAGCUCCAGAGUGAUCAGGUCCUGCCUGCAAGGCAGGCUGGAAAACAGCCCUCACCUGGUCUGUAUAGGAGCUCUGAAAAAGCUCUGCAAUCAUCCAUGUCUUCUGUUUAAAGCUCUGAAGGAAAAAAGCUGUGAUCCUGUGUCUGGUGAACAGGAUGAGUCCAGCCUCUAUGAAGGUGUGAUAGAUGUCUUUCCACAAGACUACACUGCAGAGACUUUCUCUGAAAGUGAUUCAGGAAAACUGCAGGUGCUGCUGAGGCUGCUAGCAGCAAUCCAAGAGCUGAGCCCUUCUGAGAGGGUUGUCCUGGUGUCCAAUUACACUCAGACAUUAAACAUAUUACAGGAGACAUGCCGACGUUAUGGAUACUCUUACACCAGGCUUGAUGGCCACACUCCUGUCUCCCAGAGACAACAGAUUGUUGAUGCUUUCAAUAGCAAAUUCAGUCCAGCUUUUAUCUUUCUGCUGAGCUCAAAGGCUGGUGGAGUAGGGCUGAAUCUGGUUGGAGCUUCUCAUUUGGUCCUGUAUGAUAUCGACUGGAAUCCAGCGACAGACAUUCAGGCAAUGGCUAGAGUGUGGAGAGAUGGCCAGAAACAUACUGUGCACAUCUACAGGCUGCUGACCACAGGCUCAAUAGAAGAAAAGAUUUAUCAAAGACAGAUAAGCAAACAAGACCUUUCUGGGGCAGUUGUGGACCUCUCCAAGACAUCUGAACACAUCCAUUUUUCUGUGGAGGAGCUUAGGAACCUCUUUACUCUUCAUGAAGACUCCAGCUGUGUUACCCAUGACUUGCUUGAGUGUGACUGCAUGGGAAGGAGUGAGUUUCAAAAUUCUUCCUCAGAAGAGCCUUCUGUAUCUAGAAGCUGCCAGCUUGGCCAAAACCAAACGAAGGCUAACUCAAAGAAAGCUCUCUCCAUGUCACAGCUGAUGCAAUGGAAACACUUCUCUGGGCACCAUCAGGCUCUUGAUGACCCUUUCCUUGAAAGGAUAAAAGGCAAUGUUUCUUUCAUUUUCCAGAAUGUAACCAAUUCACCUUCUCUCUCCUGUUAACCUUCAGGGUCUUGCAUCCUCCUCCUCUCAGGGGUUGGAAACGACUGAUGUGCAGCUCCCUGUUGUUCUUUUGGCCAAGCUUGUGUGUUCCU